AUGCCUCAACAAACCCAUCAUUCCUUUCUUUUUCUUUCCAUCUUGAUGCUGAUUUGUUCUUUUUAUUGCAUCAAUAACAGUAUUUCAGUAGAUGCUCUGAUCCAUGAAUGUAGCUCAAAGCAAGACACAUCCCUGAGAUCUUCUUCAUCUUCAUGCCCUCCAUUCACAUCCAAUACUCCCCCUUUUCCCUUCUCUUUAUCACCCGGCUGUGGUCACCCUUUCUUUCAAAUAAAAUGCUCUUCCCCUCAUUCCAUUAUCUCCAUUAAUAACAUUUCCUUUGCUCUUCUUCACUUCGACCCCAACUCCUCCUCUCUCCUUCUGUCUCCUCAACUCUCCUCUUUAACAUCCUCAACAGCGAUAAGUCCUGCCACCACUUGCUCUAGUGAUCUCUCUUCUAUUCCUGCCCACUCCAUCAAUCUCUCCGGUUCACCAUUUCGAGUCUCCGACUCUUAUUGUUCUCGCCUUUCCGUUCUACGCUCUUGUUCCCCACCAAAUCUCCCGAACUGCAGCCAUUGUCAUUGGGAGUGCAAGCUCAUCAAGAACCCACUUAACCUCCUCCACGACUGUGGAUCUAGUACUCCUCAUACUCACCAACAGCAGGGAUGCCAAACGGACAUUUUAGAGUAUCUUCACGAUUACUUGAAAAUCGGGUUCCAAGUCGAGUACGAUGCGUCUCGUGAUUCUUACUUCUCCAGCUGCAGGGAAUGCAAAUCCAAGAAAGGAAUCUGUGGCUUCAAUUCCUCAGACCCAGAAAAGAAUUUCAUUUGUAUUCAGUCCAGAACUCGGCUUUCACCUCCAUGGAUUCACCAAGAUGACCCAAACCGAGUCGCCAUUUUGUGCUCCAUCUCCGCAGUGUUAUGUCUUGUAAUUGUCAUGUUGGUUUUUGGAAUUGUUUUUAGGUAUAGGCGGUUGAAAUCGUCGGCAACAGAAGAUGACCCAACGACACUGUUCCUUAAACGCCACCGCUCUGCUAAUCUUCUCCCACCUGCGUUCACUUUCGAGGAGCUCGAAUCCUCAACUAACAGGUUUGACCCCAAGCGUAAAAUUGGAGAUGGAGGGUUUGGUUCUGUGUUUUUAGGCCAGCUCUUUGAUGCCAGAAUAGUUGCUGUUAAAUACCUCCACAACCAUCACCAAGCUGCAGGCGCUGGCAGAGCAUUCUCAACUAAGUCAUUCUGUAACGAAAUCUUGAUAUUAUCUUCAAUAAAGCACUCAAAUCUAGUUAAACUUCAUGGGUAUUGCAGUGAUCCUAGAGGAUUACUUCUGGUGUAUGACUAUGUACCCAACGGCACUCUCGCUGACCACCUUCAUGGCCCAAACAACUUGCACCGUAAAAGGUCUUUAACGUGGCAGGUGAGGCUUGAUAUCGCAUUGCAAACGGCUUUAGCUAUAGAGUACUUGCACUUCUCGGUUAAACCACCAAUUGUUCACAGAGAUAUAACAUCAUCCAAUAUUUUUAUAGAGAAAGAUAUGAGAAUCAAAGUGGGUGAUUUUGGGCUUUCAAGGCUUUUAGUCUUGCCUGAAACAUCUUCAUCUUCAUCUGGGUAUGUUUGUACCGGGCCUCAAGGCACUCCUGGGUACUUGGACCCGGAUUACCACCGGUCGUUCCGGUUAACAGAGAAGAGUGAUGUCUACAGCUUUGGAGUGGUUUUGUUUGAGCUGGUUUCAGGCUUGAGGGCGGUGGACCAGAGUAGGGAUAGGAGGGAGAUGGCUUUGGCUGAUCUUGUAGUAUCCAAAAUCCAAAUGGGUCUGCUUCGUCAGGUCGUGGACCCUUGUUUAGGCGUUGAUGGGGAGUCUGUGGAAGGUGUCGAAUCCAUGGCUGAGCUGGCCUUCAGGUGCGUGGCCGCGGACAAGGAUGAUAGGCCAGAUUCAAGGGAGGUUGUGGAGGAGCUCAAUCGGAUUCGGAGCCGAACGAUUGGCGCAAGUAAAUUGUCACGACCGGAAUCCGGACCAUCUUAA
This is a messenger RNA of Dovyalis caffra, 1956 nucleotides long. The record is from the annotation of a GenBank genome assembly. Lineage: Eukaryota; Viridiplantae; Streptophyta; Magnoliopsida; Malpighiales; Salicaceae.